AUGAUGAGGAAAAUGGAGAAUUAUGGUCAGUCACGAUAUCCGUACCCUUACGGGGGUCAGUACCCAUACCCAUACCCACCCUACCCAUAUAGCUCGGAGGCGUACCAAGCAGCAGCAGCACCCCCUUAUUAUCCAUACCCACCACCACCACCACCGUCAUAUGCUCUUCAUCAGCACGCUUCAGGCUCACAUUCUGGCCCACUGGACUACUCCCACAAGCCACAAUCUCUGUCGGCUCCUCCAGAGUAUCCCCGCCAUUCUUUCGACUACCAACGCCAACCUUCUCCUUACCCUCUUCAACAGCCGCAGGGCAACUAUGGUCACUAUUCGCAUCAAGAGCCUCCCCUAUACCCAAGCCUAUCAUCUUCUGACGAGCCUCCCAAAACUCAAGCCUAUCAUCGCCAAGACUGUCUCCCUUCCGCUCAUGCUAGUCCGAGCAACUCUUAUCCCCCCCUGGAUGCUCUCCACAUUUCUGACAACCACUCCUGGCAAUUGUAUCGUUACCCUAACUGCUCAUUUCCAAGCAACUCUCAUCUCCCAGUCCUGGACCGAGUUGAUUCCUCAACUUCACAUAUGCAGAUGACUCCCUUUGGUAAAGGCUCCUUGAAGGUCCUCCUGUUGCAUGGCAAUUUGGAUAUCUGGAUCUAUCAUGCCAACAACCUCCCCAACAUGGAUAUGUUCCACAAGACUCUCGGUGACAUGUUUGGAAGGUUGCCUGGCAAAAUCGAAGGCCAGCUUUCCAGGAAGAUUACCAGUGAUCCUUACGUCUCCGUCUCAGUCGCUGGUGCCGUCAUCGGAAGGACCUAUGUCAUGAGCAACAGCGAGAAUCCUGUUUGGAUGCAACAUUUUUAUGUUCCCGUCGCUCAUCAUGCUGCAGAAGUUCAUUUCGUUGUUAAAGACAGUGAUGUCGUGGGCUCGCAGCUUAUAGGAUUGGUUACGAUCCCCGUGGAACAGAUAUACUCAGGGGCUAAAAUGGAAGGAACCUAUCCGAUCCUAAGCAGUAGUGGCAAGCCUUGCAAACCAGGGGCGAGUUUAUCACUAUCCAUCCAGUACACUCCCAUGGAGAAACUCAGUGUUUAUCACCAUGGAGUUGGUGCAGGUCCUGAUUACCAAGGGGUGCCUGGAACAUAUUUUCCGCUUAGAAAAGGCGGAACUGUCACAUUGUACCAAGACGCACAUGUCCCUGAAGGGAUGCUCCCUGGUUUAAGACUAGACAAUGGAAUGUCUUACCAGCACGGCAAGUGUUGGCAUGAUAUGUUUGAUGCCAUACGCCAGGCAAGGCGUUUGAUUUAUAUCACGGGUUGGUCAGUGUGGCACAAAGUUAGGCUGCUCCGGGAUAAAGCAGGCCCGGCGUCGGAAUGUUCUCUUGGUGAGCUCCUAAGAUCAAAGUCCCAAGAAGGCGUCAGAGUCCUGCUUUUGAUUUGGGAUGACCCAACUUCACGUAGCAUCUUGGGUUAUAAAACAGAUGGCGUUAUGGCAACCCAUGAUGAGGAGACACGCCGUUUUUUCAAGCACUCCUCUGUUCAAGUCCUGCUCUGCCCCCGUAAUGCUGGAAAGCGACAUAGCUGGGUCAAGCAGAGGUUAGUCCACCAGGAAGUUGGGACAAUCUAUACACAUCACCAAAAAAACGUAAUAGUGGAUGCCGAUGCUGGUGCUAACCGAAGGAAAAUUGUAGCUUUUGUCGGUGGGCUUGAUCUGUGCGACGGCCGGUAUGACACUCCUCAACACCCGUUGUUCAGGACAUUACUGACAGUUCAUAAAGAUGAUUUUCACAACCCAACUUUUACGGGAAACCUUUCCGGAUGUCCAAGAGAGCCGUGGCAUGACUUACACAGUAAGAUCGAUGGACCGGCUGCGUAUGAUGUGCUGACCAACUUCGAGGAGAGAUGGUUGAAGGCUGCAAAGCCUAGCGGGAUCAAGAAGUUUAAGACUUCCUAUGACGAUGCGUUGCUGAGGAUCGAUAGGAUUCCAGAUAUAUUAGGAGUUUCUGAUACUCCUACUGUUCGUGAGAACGAUCCCGAGGCCUGGCAUGUUCAGAUUUUCCGUUCAAUCGAUUCAAACUCUGUGAAAGGUUUUCCAAAGGAUCCAAAAGAUGCUACAUGCAAGAACUUGGUGUGUGGGAAGAACGUGCUCAUUGAUAUGAGCAUACACACAGCGUAUGUCAAGGCCAUUCGUGCAGCCCAACACUUCAUAUAUAUUGAGAAUCAGUAUUUCAUUGGGUCUUCCUACAACUGGAAUGCGCACAAGGACAUAGGUGCGAAUAAUUUGAUUCCAAUGGAAAUUGCGUUGAAGAUAGCUGAAAAGAUAAGGGCAAAUGAACGGUUUGCUGCAUACAUUGUCAUUCCAAUGUGGCCAGAAGGUGUUCCAACCGGUGCUGCUACCCAGAGGAUUCUCUAUUGGCAGCACAAGACAAUGCAGAUGAUGUACGAGACUAUCUACAAGGCGUUAGUGGAGACCGGGCUUGAGGGAGCAUUCUCCCCACAAGAUUACCUCAAUUUCUUUUGUCUUGGCAACAGGGAAAUGGUGGACGGAAUCGACAACUCGGGAACAGGAAGUCCAAGCAACGCAAACACUCCUCAGGCAUUGAGUCGGAAAAGCAGAAGAUUUAUGAUCUAUGUUCACUCGAAAGGGAUGGUAGUAGAUGACGAAUACGUAGUGAUUGGAUCCGCAAACAUUAACCAAAGAUCAAUGGAAGGCACAAGAGACACAGAGAUUGCAAUGGGAGCUUAUCAGCCUCAGCAUACGUGGGCAAGGAAACAAUCUGGUCCAAGGGGUCAGAUCUAUGGAUACAGAAUGUCGCUUUGGGCAGAGCAUAUGGCAACACUAGAUGACUGUUUCACGCAACCGGAGAGUAUAGAAUGUGUAAGGAAAGUGAGAACAAUGGCGGAGAGAAACUGGAAACAGUUUGCAGCUGAAGAAGUCUCAGACAUGAGAGGACAUCUGCUAAAGUAUCCAGUGGAAGUCGAUCGGAAAGGCAAAGUCCGACCACUUCCCGGGAGUGAGGCGUUCCCGGACGUCGGAGGUAACGUUGUCGGAUCCUUCAUAGCCAUACAAGAGAAUCUAACCAUUUGA
This is a messenger RNA of Thlaspi arvense, 3072 nucleotides long. Lineage: Eukaryota; Viridiplantae; Streptophyta; Magnoliopsida; Brassicales; Brassicaceae. The record is from the annotation of a GenBank genome assembly.